AUGGGGGAGCAGCCUAUUUUCACGUGCAAGGCGCACGUGUUCCACAUAGAUCCGAAGACGAAGCGCUCAUGGAUGUCUGCCAGUUCGGCUGCGGUGUCUGUGUCCUUCUUCUAUGACUCCUCAAGGAACCUCUACAGGAUAAUCAGCGUGGAAGGCACUAAGGCGGUGAUCAACAGUACCAUAACAGCAAACAUGACGUUCACCAAAACGUCCCAGAAGUUUGGUCAGUGGAGCGAUGUUAGAGCCAAUACUGUGUACGGCCUUGGCUUUGCUUCAGAGGCUGAACUUGGCAAGGUGGGUUUCUCAAAAAUUAGAUUGGAAACCUACAAUAGUUUGCAACUGGGCCUCUCUUACGAGGUGUAA
Molecule: messenger RNA, 363 nt
Organism: Leptosia nina
Lineage: Eukaryota; Metazoa; Arthropoda; Insecta; Lepidoptera; Pieridae
Source: the annotation of a GenBank genome assembly